Messenger RNA from Aplysia californica (California sea hare), 756 nucleotides. RefSeq names its product ribosomal protein S6. Lineage: Eukaryota; Metazoa; Mollusca; Gastropoda; Aplysiida; Aplysiidae. The record is from RefSeq and is marked provisional. Gene Ontology annotation, molecular function: structural constituent of ribosome. Gene Ontology annotation, cellular component: ribosome. Gene Ontology annotation, biological process: translation.
CAAUAUGAAGCUCAAUAUCAGUUACCCAGCCACUGGCUGCCAGAAAUUGAUUGAAGUUGAUGAUGAAAAGAAACUGCGCCCUUUCUAUGACAAGCGCAUUUCUGCUGAGUUAUCUGCUGACUGCCUUGGAGAUGAGUGGAAGGGCUACGUUGUCCGCAUCAGUGGUGGAAACGACAAACAGGGAUUCCCCAUGAAACAAGGUGUCCUGACCGCCACCAGAGUGAGGUUGUUGCUCGACAAGAACCACUCUUGCUACAGGCCCAGGCGCACUGGUGAGCGCAAACGCAAAUCUGUCCGUGGGUGCAUCGUCGACAGCAACUUGAGUGUCCUGUCUCUUGUUAUCAUCAAGAAAGGAGAGCAAGACAUUCCCGGGCUCACCGACAAGACCAUCCCCCGCAGACUGGGACCCAAGAGGGCCAGCAAAAUCAGAAAACUGUUCAACUUGUCCAAGGAGGAUGACGUGAGGCAGUACGUCGUGAGGAGGCCCCUGCCAGAGAGAGACGGCAAGAAAGCCAAGAGCAAGGCCCCCAAGAUCCAGCGUCUGGUGACCCCUGUGGUGCUCCAGCGCAAGAGAGCGCGCAUGGCCCUCAAGAAGAAGCGCGUGACCAAGAAACGUGAGGAUCACGCCGAGUACACCAAGCUGCUGGCCCAGAGGAUGAAGGAAGCCAAGGAGCGCAAGAUGGAGCGCAAGCGAUCCAACUCCAGGAGCAAGGGAGACUCAAUCAGGGAGUCUACGUCCAAGAAGUAAUUUGGAAG